This is a messenger RNA of Salmo salar (Atlantic salmon), 3848 nucleotides long. RefSeq names its product voltage-dependent calcium channel gamma-1 subunit. Gene Ontology annotation, molecular function: voltage-gated calcium channel activity; calcium channel regulator activity. The record is from RefSeq and is a predicted model, not a curated record. Gene Ontology annotation, cellular component: L-type voltage-gated calcium channel complex; membrane. Lineage: Eukaryota; Metazoa; Chordata; Actinopteri; Salmoniformes; Salmonidae. Gene Ontology annotation, biological process: regulation of calcium ion transmembrane transport via high voltage-gated calcium channel; calcium ion transmembrane transport.
AUCUAGGGCACUGUUAUCUGGCCUCUUUUCUUCGAGCAGAAGCAGAGAUCUGUGGAUGGAGAGAGCUGGAGAGAGAGAGAGGAGACGUUUCGUGCUUUAUUGAGGCUGUUGGAGAAGACUAAUUGUUAAUACUGCUUUCUAGGAGCUAGACAAUCUCACAGGGACCUUUACUAUAAUACACAACAACACACACACUUCAUACACUCUCUCAGCACCAUGUUGGAAGAGAAGAAGACCAAGGUGAAGAUCACGUUCUUCAUCAUCCUGGUGGGCAUCUCCUGCAUGCUGGCUGCCAUGGUGACGGACCACUGGACUGUACUGAGCCCGCCAUUCGACAAGUUCAACGCCACCUGUGAGACGGUCCACUUUGGCCUCUGGAAGCUCUGCAUGAAGACCGUCUUCAUGGUGGAGGAGGACCCAGAGGGCCAGGGCUGUGGCCCCAUCAGUCUGCCCGGAGCCAAGAACUGCUCCUACUUCAAACACUUCACUAAGGAAGAAGAGGCCAAAGGGUUCGAAGCCAAAACUCAGAAAGAGUACAACCUCUCAGCAGCGGCCAUCGCUGUGUUCAGCCUGGCCUUCAUGAUCCUGGGGUCGCUGUGUGUCGUGUGCUCCUUCGGGAAGGGGAGGGACUACCUGCUGAGGCCUGCUGGGAUGUUCUUUGCCUUCGCAGGUCUCUGCAUCAUCAUCUCUGUUGAGGUGAUGCGGAACUCCACCAAGCGGAUGAUUGACAGCGAGGAGACCGUCUGGGAACAGUACUACUACUCCUGGUCCUUUGAAUGUGCCUGCACCUCCUUCGUCCUCCUGGUCUUCAGUGGUCUCAGCCUGUUGAUCAUCUCCAUGCCUCAGAUGCCACGCAACCCCUGGGAGACCUGUAUGGACGCAGAGCCAGACUCCAUGGAGCCCUUAGACUAGUAGUAGUAGAACAGAUUAGACCUGACCAGAUCAACCCCUGGGAGACCUGUAUGGAUGCAGAGCCAGACUCCAUGGAGCCCUUAGACUAGUAGUAGUAGAACAGAUUAGACCUGACCAGAUCAACCCCUGGGAGACCUGUAUGGACACAGAGCCAGACUCCAUGGAGCCCUUAGACUAGUAGUAGUAGAACAGAUUAGACCUGACCAGAUCAACCCCUGGGAGACCUGUAUGGACACAGAGCCAGACUCCAUGGAGCCCUUAGACUAGUAGUAGUAGAACAGAUUAGACCUGACCAGAUCAACCCCUGGGAGACCUGUAUGGACACAGAGCCAGACUCCAUGGAGCCCUUAGACUAGUAGUAGUAGAACAGAUUAGACCUGACCAGAUCAACCCCUGGGAGACCUGUAUGGACACAGAGCCAGACUCCAUGGAGCCCUUAGACUAGUAGUAGUAGAACAGAUUAGACCUGACCAGAUCAACCCCUGGGAGACCUGUAUGGACGCAGAGCCAGACUCCAUGGAGCCCUUAGACUAGUAGUAGUAGAACAGAUUAGACCUGACCAGAUCAACCCCUGGGAGACCUGUAUGGACACAGAGCCAGACUCCAUGGAGCCCUUAGACUAGUAGUAGUAGAACAGAUUAGACCUGACCAGAUCAACCCCUGGGAGACCUGUAUGGACGCAGAGCCAGACUCCAUGGAGCCCUUAGACUAGUAGUAGACUCCACUAGAACAGACCAGAUCAGAAAAGAUUGAAACAGAACUGACCAGACUAGUCUAGUCCAGGGGAAUCUUCAACAAAGGCUGCCAAAACCAUACAUGUUUUUAUAGAAUCCAACUGAAGAUAAACUAAAUUGAGGCUGGUGGUGGGGGCAACAGAGUUAAGGAUACAGAGGAAUGAGAGUGGGGCACCCUGCCUAAGUAAUGGUAGAAGGGGAAACACUGCACUACACUGCUUGGUUUUAAGUGUACAGAUAAAGAUGUAAGGCAGGAUCUCUGAGCAGUCCUCGAGGGCCACAGAUUUUCCUUUCUUUGGUCCUUAACUGAUACAUUUCUGUCAUUGAUUGCAGAGAGUGUCCGCUCUCCUGGUCCAUAUCAUCCGUUACUAAGCAACAGACUCUGUGGCACUUGAGGACUGCCCUGAUAUAGGGUGCGUUAGUAAAUUCACCAUGGCAACUUACUUCGAUUUCAGACCACUGGUUGGAGAGUGCCAGAGCGCAGAAUAAUUUAGGAAUUUACGAACUGCCUAAACUCAGUUGUUAUGACAGAUGUAAGUAAAUAUCGGCUAAAAAACAGAACUUAAUUGUUGCCAGUAACACAGUUACAGUCACUAACCCUCUUGAUAACAUGAAAACACUCUAGCACUUCUACCAGCUCUGCUAGGGUGAGUAACAUGUUCAGAGUGAGGUGUUCUCUCAUUUGUGUCUGGAAGUAGCUAGCAAGCAAGCUAAGCAAGUUUAGCCAGUUGGCUUGGGUGCUUGACUGCCGAUGUGAAGUCAGAAUGCUCAGAUCAACCCUACACCUCGGCCAGAGUGUCCAGUGUGUGCUCUGAACGCUCCGAGAGCGAAACACUCUGAAUUUAUGAACGGACAAUCUGACAACGUUCUGAAUUUACGAACACUCAAAGCACACUCCGAGUGCACUCUGACACUCUAAAGUGAAUUUACGAACGCACCUAUAAUGUACAUUAUUAAAAUGUAACUUUUGCUAUAAAGUGACCACAGAGACAGAAAGAGCUAAAGAACAUGGCAACAUAGUGAGCUGCUACUCUGUGUAAUUUCAUAUAGUUUGAUCUGUCUUGUACACUUCUAAUAUACAUUUCCGCUCUAGCGUUCUACAUUUUUGUAAUGAAAUAAGUUAAUGCUUUAAUGAACGUUGCAUUGUAAAUAUUCAACCGUCCAGGCAGCUACAAACAAUGUUUAUUUAUUGAACAUGUAUCAAUGGAUUAAACCAUAUUGACACUCCAGUGCAAUGCCUGUACAAGGAUCUACUGUAUUAGUUAGGGAGCUAUACUGCUGCUUGUUGUUUACAGAGGAAACGUAGAAUGUACAGCCUAUAUACAGUACUUGUAUGUUUUAAACAUAGGCCUAUAAAGAUGAUAGAUAUUAUGUUGUUUUUUGUUCAAUAGUAGCUUCAUCAAACAAUCCAUUGCAAUCUAGCUUGAACACAAAACAUUAAAGCCCACCACAGUUUUUAUUGGACAGAUACAUUGUCUCCACUGAAUGGCAAUAUCUCCCAUUGUGUACCUAUCCUCAUAUUGUAUUCUCUCUCUCUCUCUAUUUCUCUCUCUCUCUCUCUCUCUCUACUGUUUAAUUAUCUCUCUCUCCCCCCUUUCUUCCCAUCUGUUUCACUUAAAGUUCCAAAUCAAAAGAUGAAGUGUGAGAAUGUUUCAAAGCGGUUGUGAUAAAUUCCUUUCUUUCUAUUGACACAGGACAGUUGUUGCAUAAUGAAUUAUCGUCAAAGUAUUAUAGCCAGCUGGACAAGCUAAAUUGUGGUGAUUUUCAGUCAACAAGUGACAGGCAUGUUCUGUUUUUGGGGAACACUUUAUAUAGGCACUGAUUUCAAUAGCUACAAAGCAGUAAUGUUCUGUGCUGACAGAUUCAAGUACAUCUAAACACAAACAUCCCUUGUUCUCACCCAUAUAAGCACCUAACCCACUGUUUUGUAGCAGGUUCUCUGACAGGUACAGUAUAAUAUAUAUUUUCUACAAGGCCUAACCAUUGCUGUUUCGCCGUAAGCAUAUAGUCAUAGAGUUAUUAAAGAGGCAAUCUGGAGUUGAAACAACAACAAAGGAUCACCCUGCCACUGAUUUGGUAAACAGCUGAGAGAUGGGACUCGAGAUACAAUAUGUAACUACUCUCAAUGUAUAGACAGAGCUAUGGAUGCAAGGACUCGCCAUCCUUUAGAUCAAUGAUAGUUUUAACCAUGUUUUGAGGAUA